UUUUUGCUAUCAGCCGUCUUACUUAAUAUAGAACUUGAACUUUUUUUUCUACCAGAUGUACAUUUUCAAAUAUAUUUAUUUGGACCAUUUAAGAUAUACUAAUAAUAUAUCUAUGCGAGCAAAACGAACACUGUUAAUUUUAUCCGGGAAAUUAAAGACAAUAGAUUCAAGAAAGCGGAAUUUCUUAGUGGUCAAGAUAAGCUCAAAGAUCACUUCUAACUAGCUUGAGUAGCAAGUUCGGGUUUGUUGUAGAGUAAACUUAAGCCUAGGGUUCUUGAGUAGAGAAUUGUGGACCCUUUGGUUGGCCUAGCUCCCUAUUUAUACCUUCAGGGUGUCGGUUCUUCGAUAUGGCAUGUUUCCAUCAUCUUCGGAGGAGAAUAUUUCCAUUGUCCGAUUUGUUACUUUUUGUGUAGAUUCGAGUUUACCUUUCAAGAUUUUCCUCUCUAGCUAGUACCUAGGUCGGUCUCCGAGGUAAUCGAGGUCGAGCUAGUCAGGCUUAGGCCUCCAAAUCAGAUUCGCUAUUGGACCAAGUAGUUCAAAAUACUGAAUGGUUUAUUCUUGUUUAAAAUCAGGUUAAGUACUGGAUAGAGCUAAUUAAAUCACUCUCCUACAAUAUCCAAUGCGCUAUAUAGUAAUGUAUAAGAUCAUAGUUUAUAUAUAUAACAAUAACAUAUAGGUGAUAUCACGUACUUUAUAAACAUUUUACCUAACAUGAAUAAAUCUGCACGAAACUUUAUUUGAUUCAUUAGAUGUUUUCGUAAAAAAUAGUUAUUUAGGAAAAGUUUCGUGACCCCAAAACUAAACGAAAUCAUUCAUGUUCAAAUGAUAUGAAGUUAGCUUGUUACUACAUCACUAUAGCACAAUCUUGUGGUCCAAAUCUAACAAGGACGUUUGCGGUUUGCAUGAAUAUAAUAAAUUCAUAUAAACUGGUAUUUCUGUAAUCAUUUCUAUUGGAAUAAAACGUAACACAAUCAAUGUCAAAUUUUUAACAAAGGAUGGAGAAAGUAUCAUUCAAAGAAAGGAGCAGUGUAGCCAAAGUGAUGGGGACGAUACUGUCACUAAUAGGCGCAUUUGUGGUGAUUUUCUACCACGGUCCACGUGUCUUUGUCGCAUCUUCUCCACCAUAUCUAAACUUCCGUCAGCUUUCUCCACCGUUGUCAUCGUCAAAGUCUGAUUGGCUCAUCGGAGGAGCUAUUCUUACCAUACAAGGCAUCUUCGUUUCUGUUUCUUUUAUUCUCCAGACACAUAUAAUGAGAGAAUAUCCUGAAGCAUUCACAGUCUCCAUUCUCUACAUUCUAUGUAUUUCAAUCGUGACCUCAAUGAUUGGACUAGUAGUCGAAAAGAACAACCCAAGCAUUUGGAUCAUUCAUUUCGAUAUUACAUUGUUUACAAUUGUUACUACGGGAAUAAUAACUUCAGUAUACUAUGUGAUUCAUUCAUGGGCAAUACGUCACAAAAGACCUCUAUACUUAGCGAUAUUUAAGCCUCUGUCUAUUUUGAUAGCAGUGGUUAUGGGGACCAUUUUUCUCAACGAUUCUCUCUAUCUCGGAUGUUUGAUUGGAGGAAUUUUGAUAACAUUAGGCUUUUAUGUUGUGAUGUGGGGCAAAGCAAACGAAGAGAAGAACAAGUUGUUAUCAUUUUCAGGAAAAGAGAAAACCCCUCUUCUAUUGAGCGGCAAAAACGACCAAAUUUAAAUGAAAAAAAAUUUAUAAUCAAAGGAGUUACAAACUCUGAAAUAGUCUCUUAUAUACAUAGCGUGCAAACUAUUAGUGUAUACUGUGUAUUGCUUUGUAUAUAACUUAGAAAAUGACUAUCUAAUUGUUUUUUAAGUUACGGGUACGUAACGACUAUCUAAAUUCGUUAGAUCACGACAUCUAACGAAUUUUGGUCGAUUUUAAGUAGUAUCGAUUUAAAGAUUUGUAAGUUAAUUAAGCAGCCAAAUAGAG
Arabidopsis thaliana (thale cress) is the source of this 1946-nucleotide messenger RNA. It is a transcript of the gene UMAMIT47, whose product is annotated as nodulin MtN21 /EamA-like transporter family protein. Gene Ontology annotation, cellular component: membrane. The record is from RefSeq and is marked reviewed. The coding region runs from base 996 to 1694 and encodes 232 amino acids. The transcript is spliced from 4 exons. Gene Ontology annotation, biological process: transmembrane transport. NCBI's taxonomy places the organism in Eukaryota, Viridiplantae, Streptophyta, Magnoliopsida, Brassicales, Brassicaceae. Gene Ontology annotation, molecular function: transmembrane transporter activity.